AUGGCUCCAAAAGCCCCUGCAAAGACGUUACUCAGCAAGGCGGGCGACUACACCGCAGCGCAUCUGACAGUUUUCAGGGAGAAGAUCGCGAGUCGUCCAGCCGUCAUAGCGCGACCACGCCUGAAACUUUUCGAUUACUGGAUGCUAGCCAUCCGCAUUACUGCCAUUGGCAUCAUCAUCGCUGCAAUUACACUCGGAGCGACGCGCACGUACAUCUCCAUAGGCCUAAGUCGUGUGUUCGGCGAAGAAGUAGACGCAGAUCUCAAGCUAGCCUUUCUCGGCUUCUUCAACAAAAGUCUGGACGUACUCCUGAGGUGGGGAACGACGGCGGGCGAUCGGAAAACUAUGAGGAUCGAGUAUCCCAAAGUGUUGUUGGGAGGCAUCGACUGGGGGAAUAUGCUCGGUGUCGGUCAGUCCAACAUUGGAGGAGAAGGCUACCCUCCAUGGGACUGGGCGCUUGGCAUGUCUGCUUCUCUCGCGUUCAUCGGCUUAACGCAUGUUGUUUCAACAAUCAAGGAAACCCAGAAAGGCUGGCGGCAUGUUUACGAUUACCGAUUAGACGGAGAUCCAUGGAAGCGGUGGACUGCGCUCAAUACCGACUUCACCCGUUCACAGGGAUCAGUCGAGACGAUCUCAGCGGAUGAUGGGCAAGUGACGAGUGUCUACGACUGGCUCAAAAGAACGAACCAUCAGCCAACAUCUUCAUCCAUCGGUUGGACUGGUAACUUGACGCUUGUGCUGCCAGUGUUGAACACGGUGUGUAUGCCAAUGGAUUCCUCGAAUCUGGAAGGGUCGAUCAUUAUCCGACCGCCAGCUAAGAACGAAUCUUCUGAAGCGGUGAUCACAACCAAUUUUGGGCCAGUCCCGUCCUUGGGCUUUGAAGGUGCCAGGUGUUCCAGCGUAUUCCGACAUGGGACGUACGCAGUCAAUGUGUGGAUCGUUGAUAGGGCAAGUCCCGACCUCAGCUUCAACCAUUACGGCGCUGAAUGGAAUCAGAAGAUCGUAUACGAACUCGUAACUGCAAGCGACUUUGAUGUUGCCGACGGAGUAGGAGGUCAAGCGCGUGACAUUAUGCCGAGGCUCGAGCCUUUGGUUCCGUCGACAAGACUUCUGCCCCAUUUCCUACUCAUGAGUCGCAAUCUCCAGGCAAUCGAUCCCGUUGUCAACUCCGACGCCAUGGGUCUGUCAAUCGUCGUGGGUGUCCUAUUGCAGAACGUCCUCAGCAUGGGCAACAAGUACUGGUCUCCCCUUCCAUCGUCUCUGCCUUCUCGUUCCGAAGAGAGGCUCGCAUCAUAUCCCAUACAGUGGCAACUGUAUGGGUCUAGUCCGCGUCUGAAGUGGGAGUGGGCAGCCGUCGCCGUUCUCGUAAUUGUGUUACUAUCUUUCUGCUUUGGCAUGUAUCAGACUUUGCGGUACUGGAUGGCGCCGGGUCCGUGGGUACAGCUUGAUGGUAUGAUGAUGAUUGCGCAACAAAGCCCGCCACUGCAAGACAUUGGAGAUGAGAAGAAGGCACAGAAAAGGACAUACUUGAUCGAGAAAGAUGGGAGUGGGGAGUUAAUACUGAGGAGUAAAGCAGGGUAG
Molecule: messenger RNA, 1581 nt
Organism: Alternaria atra
Lineage: Eukaryota; Fungi; Ascomycota; Dothideomycetes; Pleosporales; Pleosporaceae
Exons: 3
Coding region: 1-1581 (526 amino acids)
Source: RefSeq, a predicted model, not a curated record